This is a messenger RNA of Suillus subaureus, 357 nucleotides long. RefSeq lists its product as uncharacterized. The transcript is spliced from 2 exons. NCBI's taxonomy places the organism in Eukaryota, Fungi, Basidiomycota, Agaricomycetes, Boletales, Suillaceae. The annotation marks the transcript as partial. The record is from RefSeq and is a predicted model, not a curated record.
CAGGAUUGGGAGAUGAAACGUGGCAUAUACAAGACUGAAUUGAUACAGUCUGCAGUGAACAGCAUGUGGUUUGCGAACCACGGUGACAAGGGUGUUAUUCACAGGAGAUAUUUCGACCCUUUACCGGUUGAACUUCUGGCACUUAUACUCACAGCAAUUGAAUGUUGCAUUAAUGAGUGGAUAACUGGAGUUAGGGAAGACAUCAAAUUCUUGUCAGCUACUUAUUCUCCAGUCUAUCAGGUCCAUCUCAACUCUUUGCAGCACUUCAAUGAGUGCACCAAUGCCUACAAUCUACUUGCUAAAAUCGGUAUUAACAUCCUUGAUCUUGUGCGGUAUGUUCCUGGCCACUGCCAUUGA